CAUAUUCUUCUUCAUCUAUCACAUCCUCUGCUUCCUGUUUCUUAUUUACUAAUUUUUAUUUUUAUUUUCAUCUGUCAUAUCUAAGAUCAGAAUUUAACUCUUUAAUUAUGUGUAUCUUGUUUCACGGUGAUCAUUAUCAUAUUUAUUCAGUUCUGAAUAUCAGAUUAGUUUGACUAUACUCUUCUUCUCUUGCUUCGAAUUUUGGGUUAUUGCUUACUGUUCACAGUCCCUAACCUGUAUCCGAUUUCUUACUUCCCUCUAAUUUCUUGUGUUGUGUAAAAUACUAGCCAAACCUACCCUUUCCCAUCACUUUUCUGUUGCAGUUCAGUCCUGGAGUUUGAAACCAUAGGCUAGCAAAAUUGGGAAGGGAUGAUCUCUUAAUGGUUGAAAUUGUGGUUUGGCUUUUUGUAAACUAAAAUUAUUGGUUUUAUAGGUUUCUGGGUGAUGGGUUCUGUUCGUUGUCACCUGGCUUCCCCUUGUUAAAACGAUUACCUUUUCGUUUCUAUUCUGUCUUUGAGCCUCCCACUCCUUCAUAAAACCACCUCUUAGAUGGGCCACCGCUCUAUGAGGCAUGAGCUCUUUCCUCUGCCUUGUUGUCUCUGGAAUUGAAGAUUCUUCAAACAUGCUGCUCUUGAAUACAAUAAAUAAUAAAAAUAAUAUCUGAAUUUUUUGCCCAACUUUUAUUUUUGUAAACGAAUAAUUCCCUAAUCUGAAUUCGAAUCCAAGUCCAAUUUUUAUUUUGUCCACUUUUGUGACUGCUUUUUGACUGAACCCAUAAAUUAAUCAAUUGAAUUAUUUCGAAUAAUUCCCGAAUCCGAAUUUACUAACUAGGCUAAAGGCUUGGAUAUCUGUUGUUAGCAAAAAAAAAAAAAAUGGUGAGGGAAUGGGGAGAGUCAGAGAAGGAUGAGAGAAGAAGGGGAUAAAUUGGGGAGAGAGGGUGUGUAUAGUGAAAGAUUUGGGCGAGAGAAAGAGAGAGAUCCUAUGGCUGGGAGGCACUUGGGGUGCAUGCCCGGGUGCUGCCAGCUUUCACAUUUGAGCUGGAGAGAAUCUCCUCUAGAAUAUAAAGGUUGAGGUGGUUUAUAUUUGUAUGCACCUUAUUGGGAAAAUUAUCCUCUCCAGGGAGGAUAAGAUGGGGUGAGGUGCAGUGAAGUGAGAGAUUAUGGCACAUGUUGCAAACGAAUUCAACUGUGAAGGAGGCUCGUCCGAACCUAACCCAUUCACAACCCAUUUCAGCUGGAGGAUGACGAAACCCGCCCGAUUAUGACUCACAAUCCCAAGAUAGGGUUCGUAUUUCCCUUUCCCAUUCACGGCUCUGCUUCCUUAUUAUAGGUCUGGAAGACGACUAGAACAGCCACGGAAAGGUGUGAAUUGAGCAGCAGCUGAUCACAGUAGAGACCACCGAAAAGCGAGGAUAAGGUGUGAAUCGAGCAGCAGCUGUUCCGGCAACUGAAUUCUGAGAACAGCUGAAAGGAAAAGGAAAAGAAAACAUGCCUUCCCUGCAAACAGCUUUACCUCCUGAGCUUGCAAACAAUGUGAUAAGGCUCUACCGUGAAUGCCUCAGAAGAGCUCGCUUCAUUGGUCACCGGCAACAUAACACAGAGCUUGUUGUUGAUAUGGUAAGGGAGCAAUUCAAAAAGCACAUGCAUGAGACAGAUCCAGAAAAGAUUCAGAAAUUGAAGGAUGAUGCUGCAAGAGGACUUAUAAAUCACAUACUUUAUGAGUCAGAGAAGAUGAGUGGUCGCAAAUUCAGCAAUAACUCUUGAUGUUUCGUCUGAAUGACUUAUUAUCUUCCUUCCAUGCUGUGUUUGGUAACUUUGACACCACCUCCAAAUAAAAAAGCGAAAGAGGGGUGAAAAUGAACAUUCUGGUUUGGUUUCUUCUGUUUCCAUUAUUUUUGGGUUUUCUAAGUGUUGAUGAGAUUUUGGGCUGAGGUUCAAUGGUUACAUGACUUUGAGGAACUGUAAAGGUAGCAUGAAAUUGAGAGAAUGUGAGACCAAUAUAUUGGCAGGUGUUUGGUAAUGUCAAA
Macadamia integrifolia is the source of this 2026-nucleotide messenger RNA. RefSeq lists its product as uncharacterized. NCBI's taxonomy places the organism in Eukaryota, Viridiplantae, Streptophyta, Magnoliopsida, Proteales, Proteaceae. The record is from RefSeq and is a predicted model, not a curated record. Bases 1488 to 1763 code for a protein of 91 amino acids. The transcript has 5 exons.